Cylicocyclus nassatus is the source of this 231-nucleotide messenger RNA. Lineage: Eukaryota; Metazoa; Nematoda; Chromadorea; Rhabditida; Strongylidae. The record is from the annotation of a GenBank genome assembly.
UCUCACUGUUGGAAGUGUACCUUGACAAAGCCCUAGUCAAACAUUUCAAAGUGAUAACUAACAAGCUGUUCAAUGUGGCGUGAUUAUGACCUUUACCCCUCAAGCACCUAUGAGAGCAUUGGGCGAUCCGAAGUUUCCUCUAUACCAGAAUGUAAUCACGAAAAGGAAAGCAAGAAACGAGAAAAGAGAGUUUACCUGUUUCUUUUCUUUUUAAUCAUUUUUGGAGCAGCA